Messenger RNA from Arachis ipaensis, 2803 nucleotides. The record is from RefSeq and is a predicted model, not a curated record. Lineage: Eukaryota; Viridiplantae; Streptophyta; Magnoliopsida; Fabales; Fabaceae.
UUCACAAUCCCUUCUCCUCCCUCAACCUCACACUUUCACAGAAGCUCUCUCAUCUCUCAUAUCUCAUUGACGCGAGCCCAGAUUUCUCCUUCUAUCAGCAUCAUCCGACAAGCUCGUCGUCGGUCUCCUCCGGUAUCCGAUCUCGCGUGCCUUCCUUGCCGUCGUCGUCACAGGCGGCAGUAGCAGCAGCUCCCGGACCUGGACGUCGUCGCCGCUCUGUAUCUUGUCACUGCCUCGCAGUCAGUCUCGCUCCGUCAUUGCGCCCGUCGACGCCGACACAGAAGCAGCAGGUCCCCGACUUCCUCCUCGCCUUCAGCAACUCCUCGGCUUCCUUCGCACAACCUGGUCCGAAUUUGCGACUCCCUGCAAGUUCAAUGCUAUUAGGACGUAAUGGAAAACAGUGAAGAAUUGUCCUGUGAAGAAUGAGGGUGACAAUUUGGGUGAUAAGAUUGGUGGUGGCACACAGGCUAGCUUUGGUGCAGAAGAGGAGCUUCCCAAAGACCCUAUGACUUCUCAAGGGACGCAAGCUAGCUUCGGUACAGAAGAGGAGCUUCUCAAGGACCCUAUGACUUCUCAAGAUACAUCAGCAGUGCCAAAUACAGAAGUAAAUGCAUCUGUGCAGUUAGGGUUUGGGCUAGGUGACUCAGAAUUGAUUAAUAGCCAUGGGGCUCCCAUCCCACCAUAUGGAAGUAAUCAGUGGCUAUUACAGGUUGUACAACAAGGACAAUAUCCGAAGUUCAAUGGGAUGCAGUCGUGCAUUGAGGUUGAUAUAUGAUGGGGACUGCUAGACUGUGUAUCAAAAAAAAAACCAGUAGCAAUUUAAUGUUUGGUUGUACUCCAUGAGAAUUUUUUAUUUCUUGAAUUAUUGUUUGAGCAUUUUAGGCAAUUUAAUACCUUCUGAUAUAGGUGCAGUAACAGAUUGUUAAACUGAUUUAUUUUCUUUUUUACUUUCCAAUUGUCAUGACAGGUUUAUUGUCUUAGUUGGCUAUGAAUAUUUCAAUAACAGAUUAAAUAUGCAAAUAUUUCUUGUGUUUUACAUCAAGCCUCAUUAGUUUUGAUAAUAAAAUUUGAAUAUCCUCAAUCCAAAUCCAUAUCAUGGCUUGUAAUUAAAAGCCAGACGUAAUGGAUAAUUCGAUCUGGAUAUAGUGAUUAGCACUUGCUGGAUGAAACAGCAUUAUGUGGUUUAUUUAUAUAGAUGGUGUGACUCUAUCAAUGCUUAUGCUAAUUUAUUUAAGGCUAUUUCUUCUUGUAUUUUGUUUCUCAUUUUUAUAUUUUAUAAAUUGGUGUCCUUUCUUGUCUGUGUGUAUUCUAGGCCAAAAUUGUUUGCUUUUUGUCUAAAAAAGAUUGGUUUUUGUUCGUUAUAUUCUUCCUCCUUGCUAUGGAAUGAGAAAACUUGGACACUAUCACAAGUGUGUUGCCUUGCUCUUUAUUUUAAUAUUCUAUUCUAUGAAGAUUUAUGUUCUGUUCUGUGAAAGAAAAUGCAUAGAAAUUUAGUUGUUAACCCUUUUGAAAAUUGAAGCCUUUUGUGUUCUCUGCUUUUUCUACUUAAGUUUAGUUUUCCAAUGCAUAGUUUAUGGAUUAAAUUAAUGUCAGGAGCCUCAGAGUUUGAUGUUGUCAAUGUGAUUCUUGAGGAGGGACCAAUCAUCCUACAUAUUUUUAGUAUAUUCUAUCACUUGGUUUCACAUGUUAGUAAAUUCCAUGUGGAGAGAAGCUUUCAUGAAGGCGUAUAAGGCCAUGGACAAAGAGCUGAGGUCUCAUCCGAAUCUGGAUUGUUUCUGUAGUGGGAGCACGGCUGUAACCAUAGUGAAGCAGGGAUCAAAUCUGUUCAUGAGCAACAUAGGGGAUUCCCGAGCAAUCAUGGGAUCCAAGGACAGCAAUGACUCCAUGGUGGCAAUUCAGUUGACAAUUGAUUUAAAACCUGAUUUGCCAAAGGAAGCUGAAAGAAUCAAAAGGUGCAAGGGCAGGGUAUUUGCCUUGCAAGAUGAACCAGAAGUUCCAAGGGUGUGGUUACCUUUUGAUGAUGCACCUGGAUUAGCAAUGGCUAGAGCAUUUGGCGAUUUUUGUUUGAAGGAUUACGGUGUCAUUUCUAUACCAGAAUUUUCUUACCGGCUUCUUACAGACAAAGACGAGUUCAUUGUUCUUGCCUCGGAUGGAGUCUGGGAUGUGUUAAGCAAUGAAGAAGUGGUUGAGAUAGUAUCCACGGCACUAACUCGAGCAUCAACAGCAAGGGUUCUAGUGGAUUCUGCAGCCCGAGAGUGGAAACUCAAGUAUCCCACGUCAAAGAUGGAUGAUUGUGCUGUUGUAUGCCUUUUUUUGGAUGGUAAAAUGGAUGUGGAAUUUGAUUGUGAUGAGCAAUGCUAUUCUUCUGCAACAAUCCAAAGCAACCAUUCGGGUAAUCCAGUUGAAUCCGAUAAUGGUCAAACGGCCGAGCCUUCUUUGCAAAGGAACUUCACUGUAUGAACCUCGGAAGAAAAUCAAACCUAUAGAGGAAUAUCUGUUGAUGGUGAGGAUGGAGCUUCAGCAGUAGUAGCAGCUAAAGAUCAAAAUUGGUCGGGUCUGAAAGGUGUCACCCGAGUAAACUCAUUGGUCCAACUUCCUAGAUUUUCUGAGGAAAAGCAAAAGCAAGCCUCAUAGAAUAUUUAUUAGUGUCAAUCACGGUAACUUCUUGGCUGCUACAAAAAAGGGAAAGACUUAUAUCAAUACUAUAAUGUGUUCAUUUUUCUCCAAUAAGGCAAAAUGUUAUGUUUAAUAGCAAUAGUAUAGUACAUUGGAACUAUUUAAUGCAAAAUAUGAUUUCAUUUCA